Messenger RNA from Stegodyphus dumicola, 420 nucleotides. RefSeq lists its product as uncharacterized. Lineage: Eukaryota; Metazoa; Arthropoda; Arachnida; Araneae; Eresidae. The record is from RefSeq and is a predicted model, not a curated record.
AUGCAUGAUGACAAAAAAAUUCAUCCAGAUUCAGGCGAUCAGAACAAACCCAAAAUGAUAAUGUUCUACAAUAUGACUAAAGGUGGUGUUGAUACUGUAGACGAAUUAUGUGGAACAUGUUCAGUUUCAAGAUGCCUACGUUGGCUGCUUACAAUAUUUUUUGGACUAAUGAAUAUUGCCGGAAUUAAUGCAUUCAUAAUACACUACUUUAACCAUGAGCAGAGUAAUAUGAAACGAAAGGAUUUCUUGAAGGAAUUAUCAUUAGCCCUUGUAAAAGAACAUGCAGUAAUUCGAUCAAAGAUCACAUCUCUACCCAUUGCACUAAAAACUGGAGUGAAGAGGUUGGCUGGAGUAGAUGUAACUAAUGAACCAAAAAAGUUUCAAAAGAGAAGCUGCAGACGAUGUGAUAUUUGUCCAUGA